GAAGUCAUCAUCGCAACGAGAGACGACACAAACACAAUCGAACGGUAAAGACGAAGUGAAGUCACAGUCAGCUAGUGUAAUCAAUUUCUACACAAAGAAUCUGCCAAGAUUGCCAAUAACGAUUCGUCGCAGACGAAAAGUGGUGAACGAAAAUGCAAUUGCAUCAACAAUUGCUGAUGGCAUAUCGUCUGUUUGUCCUGAUUUAUCAAGCACUGCCGUAUGA
Messenger RNA from Anisakis simplex (herring worm), 223 nucleotides. The record is from the annotation of a GenBank genome assembly. NCBI's taxonomy places the organism in Eukaryota, Metazoa, Nematoda, Chromadorea, Rhabditida, Anisakidae.